AUGCACUUGGAGGAAUUGGACGAUCCACAAAAAUUCUCAGAUGAGGGUGUCAAGACUAUUACUUGGCAGGAGUACGUUUCUCGGCUACAUGAGCUUAAAGAUGAAAUUACUCAUUCCUGGCUAGCUGAAGAUCGGGUGACAUCCUUAAAGUUAUCAAUUAAGGUGAACAUCGAAGUUGCUAAGCUUCUGAUGGAUACAUCAGCAUUUGAGUUUUAUCCUACGCUUUUUGUUCUUGUCACAGAUAUCAUGGAUAUGCUUGGGAACCUGGUUUGGCUACGCAUAAAGCAGAAAGCUGAAUUUUAUGAAGAUGGAACUUUUCGCUGCAACUUAUCAGAAAGCUUUCAAGCAAGGGAUGUUUGUGCUGAUGCCAAAGAAACUUGCUAUAACUGGUUUAGCAAAAUUGGUGCUGUGCAAGAGCUUCUUCCGCGCAUUUACUUGGAGCUGGCAAUAUUGCCUUGCUGGUGUUUUUUGCUUGACCAACCUCCAGACAGCCUCCAACGCUUGGUAAUGAUGACAAGAGGAAUAGGAGAUCCAGUGGCAUCUGCAUAUUGCCGUCUUUAUAUGGCUCACUGUGCUCAGAAGCUGCCUGCGCAUGAUAUAGGCUAUCUUGUUACGUGUGUGAAUGACAUCAGAGUUAUUUUGACUCAAAUCUUGUCAGCCAAUGAAAGAACUCAUAAAAAUGUUAAACUCAACAAAGUAUUGCAAGUGUCUCUGAUGGAACCAACCAUUGAGUAUAUUAUGAAGUGUAUAUUUAAUAGGUUGACACAGAGACAAGUCAACGAAGUUCUAUCAGAGCUAGGUUUGAUGAAGAAUCAAGAGGAUUUGGGGAGUGUUUCUUGUGUUUCAAUCAUUCUUCAUCAUUUACUGAAGGAGCUCCCUAUUGAAGUAGUUAGUUCCAAUGUGGUGCAAAUCCUUCAUCUCAUCGAACUUUGCAAGGAUAAUUCCUUUGGUCAGCACAUGAAUUACAGACUGCUUGGAUUCAGGCUGUAUGAAAGAAAAUCCCCUGUUCAUAUUGUCAAUGCUGUGUUAGAUAAAGUUACUCAGGUUAUUGCUCUGUAUGAUAGCCUUGAUGAAUACCUGAAGGUUGUAGAUGCUUAUAUCGAUCUUAUUCUUCAGAAUCAGAUGGAUAAUCAUUUGAAUUCCAUCUUGGAAGGAAUUUCAAAUCGAGCUUGGAAUAAAGGAGUUACAGAGGAUGAAAUGCUGAGCUUGCAAUCUCUCAUGGUGAAGCUUCUGUCUCAUUUUGAGCGUCUGGAAGAUGUUUUUUCUUUGGUUCAGUUUCCUGAAAUCUUAGAUGUAAUGUAUGGCAAGUCACAGGAUGUAGUCUUUUUGCACAUCCUUAAUAUGACAACCAGGAAUGAUCACAUUAGUGAUCCAACGAGCAUACAGUUGCUUUUUGAAAUUUCUCAGACACUACAUGGUAAUAUAGAGUUUAUGAAUGUGAAAGAUGAUGAUGGCCAAGUGGCACGAUCAAUAUCUCGCUUUGUGCACAUGGUAGAUUAUGGAGCAGAGAUGGAACAACAUUUAGCAUUUUUAGUUGAUUGUCGAGGAGCUUUUGGUAAAUUAAAUGACCUUAAGGAAACUCUUGUUCACUCUAGCAAUUCUUUAGCAAUUCAAGCUUUGAAAUGUGCUAAGAAACAUCCGAGUUUCGUCAAAUCAUGUAUUACAUUUAGUGAAGUCACAAUUCCUUCUAUUUCUUCUCACAGGCAAUUUGAUCUUUUUCUAGAAACUGCAGAGGUUGCAUUCUUAGGGGGCUUGGUUUCUCAUUCAGAUGGAUUGAUUGAUUCAGCGAUCAGAUGUUUGCAUGCUUUAGACAUAAUUGAUGGCUUCCGAACUCCAUCUGAUGCUGAAGGACUAGUUUCAUCUAUUAGAAAGUUAUGUGGCUUCUUAAUUAUAGUUCCAGUUCCCGGUCUUGUAAAGGAUAUAAGUGUCAUUUGGUGGUCUGGUCAUAGCUCCACUGGAAGUAUAGGUUUAGGAUUAAAGCUUGCGUACAAUGACACGUUAUACUGUGGGGAUUCAUCUUACAACCAAGAACUUGUUUCUUUGUCUAAGCUCGUUCUUGAGAACCUGCUUUGUGCUGUUCAACAAGAGCCGUCCCAGGCUGCUCGAGGAAUUAUGGCACUUGAAGCUUGCAACUGCAUUGCAUCAUCUUUUAUGCUAAACAAUGAAUUAUCAUCUAUUUGCCUUACACUGAUCGAAACUGCCAAGUCAUGUUUGAGUGCCAAAGACAGAUACCUACAGUCAACCAUUCAACUUGUAAAUAAGCAAUCGCCAACUUUUGUGGGGACUACGGUGUCUACUUCUGUAUGA
Sphenostylis stenocarpa is the source of this 2307-nucleotide messenger RNA. NCBI's taxonomy places the organism in Eukaryota, Viridiplantae, Streptophyta, Magnoliopsida, Fabales, Fabaceae. The record is from the annotation of a GenBank genome assembly.